CUGCAGAAGGCAGGCUGUCCCGGGCACCACGGAGGGAUGCUGCUGUGGUUUCUUAUGCUGUGGGGAGGGCCCCUGGAUGCAGCUCUGAGCUACCAGCUGGAACUGCAGGAGUCCGUGAUGGUGCAGGAGGGCCUGUGUGUCCACGUGCCGUGCAUGUUUUACUACCCCUGGCUUACCUUUGCAACCCCCCAAAUGUCCUGGUUCCAGAAAGGGGCAGAUGUAAACCGUGAUCCUCCAGUGGCCACAAACAAACCGAACCAGAAGCUGCAUGAGAGGACCCAGGGCCGGUUCUUCCUCCAUGGGAACCCCCAGACCAAGGACUGCUCCCUGGACAUCACGGGAGUCAACAUGGGAGACAGCGGAACUUACUUCUUUCAAAUGCAGACACAUUCAUAUCUAGAUAAGAUGCUUUCUCUGAAUGUGACAGCCCUAACUCACACACCUGACAUCCUCAUCCCGGGGACCCUGGAGUCUGGCCGCCCCGGGAACCUGACCUGCUCUGUGCCCUGGGCCUGUGAGCGGGGCACACCCCCCAUCUUCUCCUGGACGUCAGCGGCCCUCACCUCCCUGGGCCCCAGGACCCACCUCUCCUCAGUGCUCACCCUCACCCCACGGCCCCAGGACCAUGGCACCAACCUCACCUGUCAGGUGCACUUCCCUGCAGCUGGUGUGAUGGUGGAAAGGACCAUCCAACUCAAUGUCACCCAUGCUCCACAGAACACAGCUAUCAGGAUCUUCCAAGGAAACAGAACAGUCCCGAAGAUUCUGCAAAACAUGUCAUCGGUUCUCAUCCUGGAGGGCCAGGCUCUGCGUCUGCUCUGUGCUGCUGACAGCAGCCCCCCUGCCGAGCUGAGCUGGUUCCGGGGGUCCCCCCUCUGGAAUGCCACCCCCAUCUACAGGAGUGCAAACCUGGAUCUGCCUCAAGUAGGGGCUGCAGAGGAAGGAGACCUCACCUGCCAAGCUCAGAACCCACUGGGCUCCCAGCACGUCUCCCUGCAUCUCUCUGUGGUCUACCCCCCGCGGCUGCUCAGCCCCUCCUGCUCCUGGGAGGGCGAGGGGCUGCACUGCAGCUGUUCCUCCCGGGCCCACCCGGCCCCCACCCUGCGCUGGCGGCUGGGGGAGGGGCUGCUGGAGGGGAACCACAGCAACGCCUCCUGGACCAUCACCUCCAGCUCUGCGGGGCCCUGGGCCAACAGCUCCCUGAGCCUCAGCGGGCCGCUGGGCUCCGACCUCAGACUCAGCUGCGAGGCCCGGAACGCCCACGGGUCCCAGAGCGCCGCCUUCCUGCUGCUGCCAGGUCCGGGGGCUGUUGGGGGGUGA
Leptonychotes weddellii (Weddell seal) is the source of this 1320-nucleotide messenger RNA. The record is from RefSeq and is a predicted model, not a curated record. NCBI's taxonomy places the organism in Eukaryota, Metazoa, Chordata, Mammalia, Carnivora, Phocidae.